Messenger RNA from Ogataea angusta, 2106 nucleotides. RefSeq lists its product as uncharacterized. Gene Ontology annotation, molecular function: chloride channel activity. The coding region runs from base 1 to 2106 and encodes 701 amino acids. Gene Ontology annotation, biological process: chloride transmembrane transport. NCBI's taxonomy places the organism in Eukaryota, Fungi, Ascomycota, Pichiomycetes, Pichiales, Pichiaceae. The transcript has a single exon. Gene Ontology annotation, cellular component: cortical endoplasmic reticulum. The record is from RefSeq and is a predicted model, not a curated record.
AUGACCCAAGAAAAAAACUCGGAUUCCACAGCAACAGGAGAAUCUCCAAAAGUCAAGAAUGGAUCGCCGGGACCAUCUUCGGAUCAGCAAGGAGCGCCAAUUGGUAGCUUGCAGCACUUAAAACCGGACUUUGUGCUGAAGGUUCUGUACCUGGCUGAUCCGAAGACUCUGGAGCCUCAAACCGAGUCCGAUACCAAUCUUCAAAGGCUGAUCAAGACACUGGAUCUCAAUGGAUUCCAGAUAAGCAUUAGGCCCCACUCCGAUUCCAACCAUCUGCUUGUUUUCAUAAAGCUAAAGGACGAUCUAUUUGAGAAGCUAGCAAAGAAAACCAAAGACAUUGAAGGCUUCUACGGAGUUGUGGCAUCUUCAGACAUUUCCACAGCAGAUAGAAUCAGACUGGUGUACACUAAGCUGACAGGAGGGAAAACCGAAGGUAACGCAGAAAUCACUCCUGGAGCAGGCAACUGGAAGUUCGUCGAGACCUGUGUUCCUGUUGCCAACCACGAGGCUAUACAGAAAGAAGCUCGGAGCUUAAAGAGCAACUUGCUGAAAUUCUUCAGCGAGCCAUUCUCCUCAAAGCAGUCCGAUUUUCUGCUUCAAAACUUCGGCUCUCCAACUGCUUUCUAUUUCCAGCUGAGCAACUUGUACAUCUACUGGCUCGCGUUUCUAUCCUUAAUUGGAGUGGUUUGCAACCGUGUGUACGGCAGGUAUUCCAAGGCAUUUACUGUUCUCAACCUGCUGAGUGGUCUUGGGUUUUACCUGAGCUGGUACUUCAAGGAGAAACAGCUCUCUAUAAAGUGGAACCUGACCAACGUGUCGAAGUUGGAGUUCAGGACAUCUGGCUCAAAAAUUCUGCCACACCAGGUGCUUCUGCGCAAGCUUAUGUUCACUCCAAUAGCUGUCGGCGCCGGCUUGACUUUGGUGUUUUACCAACUGGGCUGUUUUGUCAUAGAAAUUCUCUUGACAGAGAUUUACCAAGGCCCGCUCAAAAGCUACCUCUCGUUGGUCCCUACCAUCUUGAUUUGCUCCAUAGUCCCUGUAUGCACUGCUGUCUACACAGUGGUGGUCAAUGGUUACCUCUCGUUUGAGGACAAUGCCAGCAGGAGCACCAAGAGGAAAUCGUUUUUGAUCAAGAUGUUCGUGUUCAACUUUCUAGCCAGUUACAUGGCUCUAUUCAUCACGUCAUUUAUUUACCUUCCAUUCGGAUACAAGCUCAACGAAUAUCUGCCUCACAUUGGAUCUUACGCUGAGAAGGUGUCCAGCUCUAAAUCAUACAUUCCGAAGAUCGCUCUGCUACAAUCUGAUUACGAAAUCAACAAGCUGAGACUCAAUACACAGUACACAUAUUUCAUUCUGACUAACCAGAUUGUGGGAUUGCUGCUGGAGUUCGUGCUUCCUCAAGUGCUAACCAGGGUCUUUGCACUGCCAGCUGUGAAAUCGCUCAUGGGUGGUGCCAAGCUGCUACCGGUCAAGCUCACCGAUCCUCCUGAGGAGAAGGAGUACCUCGACAGCAUUCGCAAGAUGAUCGAGCUACCAGAGUUCUCAGCAGACGACGAGUUCAGACAGCUUGUGAUCCAAUUCGGAUUUCUUAUGCUUUUUGGACCAGUCUCGUCGCUCGGCCCAGUCAUAUCCUUGGUUAUAGAGCUAUUUCAGGACAAGGCAGAUUACUUCAAGCUUCUCAACCUCACCAGGGCCCCUCUUCCAGAGCGCGCUGAAAACGCUUUCCCAUGGACUGUCUUCAUCAAGGUUCUACUGACCAUUGGCACCCUCACCUCAACUUCUAUAUCUUUGAUGUAUAAUGGAGGAGACAUUGUUGCAUCGACGUCUCGCACGUCAGUGAAAAACAGCUGGUACUUGAUUCUCCCAUUUAUUGUCACUGGAGGAAUUCUCGUGCACUUCGUUUCGCUCUUUGGCGAGAUGAUCAUCAACGAGUAUUAUGUCGAAGCGUCGCCAGAAACUGCCAAAAAAGAAGAGGCACUGGCCAUACUACUAGAAAGAGAGGAAGAAGAAAAACCUUCGACUUAUAUUAACAACGUCGACGAGCUGCUUAAGUUUGCCUCCGUUCUACCAAGGAGAGUCAUAGUGGAGGAUAAAAAGACUAAAUAG